Messenger RNA from Schistosoma bovis, 3658 nucleotides. The record is from the annotation of a GenBank genome assembly. Lineage: Eukaryota; Metazoa; Platyhelminthes; Trematoda; Strigeidida; Schistosomatidae.
AGCUAAUCAGCGCAUCAUCCAAAACUACACUCUGUUAACGAGUUGAUAUGUCUUCUCUGGAGUCGAGUAAUGUUCGGCACCAUAAUUGCACAAGUUCACCAGAGUUUUCGAAAUCACCAGAAAAAGUCCCGAAAAGAUAUGUUUUCACUAAAUUCCCGACCUGCUUCGCAAACAUUUAAAACACACUCAACCCGAUAUUCUCGUAAAAGUUUGAAAACCCAUUGCAAUAAAAAACAUUCCACAUACAGACAAAGUGAAGGUACUACGGAUUCUGGUAAUGGUCUAUCUUCAACCAUUGGUAUUUUAAAUAACAAAUCUGGUCACGUAACCCAGUUAGCCAAUCGUGUCGAGCACCUUUUAAUUCAGGAUUCUACUAACAUCUUGUAUCAGAACAAGGAAAUACAAUUAGUCUAUCAUAUUGAAAAACCGGACUCCUUGGAAAAUCAUUUAUUUUCUAGCACUAAAAAGAAUCCAAAUAGUCUCAUCCCAAGUCCAGUUACAACCACAUUAUCAUCGCCCUGGUAUCGUCAUUGUAGACCAAAAGCCCCUCCUCCAACUUUUCCUUUUUCCACAGAAAAUUCUGUGAAAUGCUGUGAAAGUGAAAGCCGCGAUUUUGAGCUUUGUGAAGGGAGUAACAAGAAUGGAAACGGCCAUCUAGAAUUUGAAUGCGAAAACCCGCUUAAACCUGUCCCAUGUCUACUUUCUUCAGUGUGUUCAUAUUCAAUACACUGUCCAAGUAUACAAGUUCUAGAGGCAGAUCUUAGUCAAGAAAACAUUAACUGGGAUUCAGAUUACCCAUUGCCAUCUUCCCUACCUCCUUCCAGUGAUGUCGCACCAACACUAAUGAGUCAUUCUUAUUCCCCCUCACCCGCUCUCAACAACAAUACUGAUGAAGUAUCCAAUACGCUUUCCGGAGCAGUAGCAUAUUUAGAAGAAGUUAAUUUAAAACCUUUGGCUCCCAUAACAAAUAUCUUGCCAAAUGGUGGUUCAUUUAUUCGUCGUCAUCCUAAAUGGGCAGUUCCUUGUAGUUCAGACAUCCUUAGGUCCCAUACAACUGUUCGUUUCCCUGGUUCAAACUCAGUAAUCGAUUUUGAUUUGAAUUCAUCUCCUUCUGUACCAUCCCCUCCUCCUUUGAUUGUGGAACGUUUGCCAUGUGAACUGGAUAUUUCAAAAUCUCAAGAACAGCACUUAAAUUGUUCACCUACUCUAAAUAAUCCUAAUCUAACACGUCCGAUAUUUUUAAAACGUGGAGCAUCUGAUGGUGCAGAACAAAACUCUGAAGAUAUAAUUGGCCUAGAUAUUAACAAGGAAUAUGAUCCACCAUCAACGAUGAAACGCAGUCACUAUUGGGAUCUUACCAACGAAGAAUAUUCACCCAAAAAAAGUCGUGUUCAGUUACUAUUACCAAGUGAAUGUAGCGCAUUCCUCCCAGUAAAGUCAACUCGUCAAUUGGAUCAUAGACAUAUACACUGUAUUUCUCCACCUUAUUUACGAUAGAGACCCAAGUUAAAUCAGUAUUUAAAGUACAAAUUGUAUACUAAAUACUCAGUCUUUCAUAUAUAUAUAUAUAUAUAUAUAUAUAUAUACUGUACAUUUUAACGGACCAUUGAUUUUUUGUUGACAUUUUUGUUAUUUCCGUGACUUAGUGGUUUUGUUAUUUUGCCAUGUACCUACGUACUGGUCUAGUUCUCUAUUUAUUGACUCAUUUUCUUUAUUUUCUCCCAAUACUUCCGUUCGUUUAUCUGUCGUUUCUAUUUCGCUUAACCCUCUUGCCCUUAAAUAUUAUUCAAUAACAUUACGAUCACAACUAUGGUUAUUAUUUUCUAUUGUUUCUCUUUGUGUUCAUCGUGAUUUAUUCUUGAACAAAGAAAGUGAAAAGGAAAAAAGGAAAAUCUCUAAUCCCCUUAAUUUGCUUUGUGUGUUUCCUUUUUGUAUAGCUUUUGUAUGUUAGUCUCUUUUUGUUCAUUGUUAAAAUUUGUUUACUGUAUUUGGCUUUUUUCUUUUUUUGGAUAUUUUGUUAUACUAAAUUUAUUGUACGAAUUAUUGUACUGAUUCGAGUUCUGUCUAGCAGUUGUUUUUCCAUUAACUUUUGUAACCAUUAAAAUUGUUAGGAAUGGCAAAGUACAAAUGUUCUUAUGUAAGAAGCUCUUUUUUGUUAGUUUCCAGAUAAUUUUCCAUGUUUAAUGUAUAUAUAGGGAGAACUGAUUUCUGAUGAUGCUUGGCGGAUCCAGACACCAAUGAAAAAAGGGAUUAUGAUGUCUCGAUCCUAUUAUCAAUUAUUGGUUUAGCAUUGCUUGCCCUAAAUGAUAUGCAUUCAAACACUUGUUCGAUGAAAUAACGAAAUUUAUGUCAUAAACAUUGUUUUAUGAAAAAAAAGAUGAUAUAAGUAGAGGUUGUCAUGUUAAACAUCCUCAUCAUAUGAAAAGAUAACUGUAAUAAACCUGUCUGCUGUCUACGACAAAUGUUAAGGAAAUAUAGAUGUGUUCAGUAAAAGAAAUUAUAACUGUAACCGACUGCAUUAAUUGAGUUGCUAUCUUCAGUUAUCUAAAAGACAGUAAUUUGAAAUCUGCACUUUUUUAGAAUUUUUAAUGCUCUUAACAGAUAAUGUAUUCGUCGAAUGGCUUGAUGGAUAAAUUCUCAAAGUAUUUGGACAUCUGUACGAAUUUUCACCAUAUUAUAUCACUUAUGUUAAGAAGAAAUGAUAAAAAUAGUGAUACCGGGUUACCGCGCCCUACUGUCUGAAGCAUAAUUUUUCUACUAUGUUGUUCAUACAAGAGUAUUUAGAUUAGAUCCAAACAUCUAACCCAAUAAAACAGACUUGGAUGUUUGAGUUGUAAAUUGACAACCUGAUAUCUUUUCGCUAUUGCAGUUGGUUGUUGAUUUUUUUUACGAAGUUCGAUUUUCCUCUCGAUUGGCGGUUCGAAUAUCACUUAGUCUAGUUUCGUAGAUUUUAUUUUUGUACGCCGGUAACAUAUUUGAAUUAGUCAUUUAUUUCAUGUCUUAAAACUGAUCACUGAUGUUUACGGAUUGAGUUCAAGCUUACGACUCCAUAUUCAAGUUUAAAUAGAUGGUGAACUACUAGAUAUGGUUGUGUUAGGAUGAAAGUCUACAGUCAAUGAAGUUCCAGAAAUAAUUCGAUCGUAAUAUCAAUUAAAGUGAUUUAUGUCGAUUUUAAAGUGUUUCUCUUAGAUAAUAAUUGCAGAAUGAUCUUAUACAGUUUGAUGAACUCAGUAUUCUCAUUACGCUCUGAUAUCAACGAUGAAAUAAAACCGAAAUACUUUGGAAAUAUUCAAGAUAUAGAGCAGCUAAGAAAAGAGUAGUUUUUUCAAUGCUUAAUUAUGAAAUUAUUUAAAACUUUUAUUGUGUAAAAAAUGUUUGUUGUGGAGUAAUCAUUGUUAUAUGAAUCGGUAUUUAUUCACUCGGUUGAUUAAAUCUAAAGAAUCUUUCCAAAGAAACUAAUUUAAAUAGUACAAAGUUGUUGUUGUGCAGUCAGUCAAAUGAAACAAUUUAUUCAAACAUUUUACGAAGAAUUUUGUAUUCAUCACAAGUGACCAGUUUGAAUAAUGUAAUCGAAAACUUCUAAAAUCUUAUGAUACAAUUAAAGAAAAUGAGUCAAAAUUAUCAUUUAUUACAAUUGAUUUAAAUAAUCAAAUAAAGU